AUGACACGCUCCGCUGCAUCUAGGAAGAACCAGAGCAAUCGACAGGAGAAUGGCCUGGUCGGUCCCGGCAAGAAAGUAACCAAGCAAAAGUCAAGCGGCCAUCUCAACGGCUGUUCGGGCAACGGCUCUGCUACCGGUCCGGGCGCGUCCGCUCAUUUCGAUUUAUCCUCCGUGCGGUCAACUAGCGAUACGGCCGUCGCAUCUCCGACAGUUUCCGGCAAAGGGGGAGAUAGCACGAAGGCAGAUGGCAAUGUGCGUGGGAUAUUGAAUGGACAUAGCAAGGGUGGAGAAAUGGCAGCCGCGCAAGAAAACGGCGAUGUCGCCCAAAAUGGUGGCAUAGCAGGUCAUGCCUCUCGCAACGGAACCUCGAAACGAUCUGGAUCCAAUGCCUCGAUUAACCCGCUCCAGCUCGCAUCCACCAUUCUCAAAUCGUGCCCCAUGUACGACACCAUCGCCAUCUUGAUCUUUUUGCUACAGCUUCCACCAAUGGUCUUGACUCUGGUUCAGUUCUUGUUCGCCUCUUUAACUUUCAUGCCUCCGAGUGGCGCCGCGGCCGGUUCUUUAUCGUCGAACUUCGAUAUUUUUCAGGGUCCGGCUGGGACGCCAUCUCUGGGGACGAUGAUUGCGAUGGAUGGCUUUUGCAUACUUCUCUGGGGCCUCUUUAUGUGGACAUGGGCGCAAAACUUUGCCAUCGAUCUCGCUCAUGUCCAGGUUGCUAUCACCCUGGGUGGCGGAGGUUCCGGGAAGAAUGGUGGGGUCAAUGCUCUCUGUGUCGGAAUUGUUCUGCUUCUUCAUCUUGUUCGCAGUAAAGGCAUCCAGGACUUUGUCUUGGGUCAUCUUGUCUCUGCUAAACUGCUCAGUCCCGAUCUCCUCUCUCAAUAUUCGCACCUGCUGCCCGCCGAGUUCCGACGGUCCGAAGCACAAACCUCUCCGAGCUGGCUCCGCAGCCUUCUUGCAGUCCACAUCCUAGCACAAGCUGGAACCGCCAUGGCACGACGUUCGAUGGCCAAGAAUCGGUCACCGACCCCGUUACGGACCGGCAAGCGGGGAGAUACGGAGGCUUCUGCGGGGUCACAGGGACAAGCUGAUUCUGCUCUGGAAUCUGCUGCUAGUGUUUCGUCUUCUUUCGUGGGACCUGAUGGUCAGUUGAAAGACGGAAAGGAUCGCUUCACAUCAGCCAAGAAACGCAGACGGCAAGCCAAUCAAGUUCGGAGCCGACAGCCGUUCUGGGCUGCGCUCGCCAGUACAAAGGUCACGGUCAUGAGGGAAUAUGAACAUUCGCGGGCUGCCUCUAAAACAGCCCGCAAUCUCACAAUGACGGAGGAGGAUUUGCAGGGUGUUUCUCUCGACGACGGGUUGAUAUGGAUUACGGAUGUGGAUAGCUCUUCGAUCAAAUUCGCCGCAGGAGAAUUUACCGAUGACCCCGCUGUGUCGGGUUCCUUUGAAACCGGCCGUUUGGGGGAGACAUGGAACCGUUCUACGUCUGCGUCAACGGGGCCGAGCGUUGUCCAAUGGCGGGGCGAGAUCGCUGGACUGGCCCCCAACUGCGCCUACACAUGUGCAUUUGUACGAAGCGAUACCGACGAGGAAAUCUGUGCCAUGAGUGUCAAGACGCCUACGACAACUGACACAGAGCAAAUCAUUUCCGCGGUAUCGACACCCCCGCAGCCGACCUACCGUCCAUCAUCCCCCACAACGACCCUCAAGAACUCUAUCAGCAAUGCGGAAUCCAAGUUGAACGAAAAGCGCAACCGUCUGAAAAAGACGAAGAACGACCACAAAGCUGUUAUCACGAAAAUCCGGAAAGAACUCGAGAACUUCAACACUCGCCUCCACAGCGGAGGUGACGAGAGCCGCCAAAAGCAGCGUUCGCUUCAAUUGGAACGAAACAUCCGACAAACCGAAGAGGCCACUGCAGUGCUAGAGGUACAACUCGACACUAUGGGAAGUGUUCCUGAGGAGGAUAUGGAAGAGUGGUCGACGCACAAAGCGGAUUUCGAACGCGAGGUAGAGCUUUUCAAUUCGACGAAGGAAGAGGUUACUGCUGCUCGGGCAGCUGCAGCUCAGCAGGUGGCGGCACUGGAGUUGGAAUUGACUCAGGUUAUCCAGAAGCGCGAGCGUCUCCAGGGUCGCCGCACUCGGGUGAAUGAGCAGUAUGAGCGUAUCAUCUCGGCCAAUGCACAAGGGUUGAAUGAGAGAGAACGUCGGGCUGCCGAACAAUUUGCCAGAGAGCAGGACCAGUCAAAGAUGGAGACCAAUUUCCAUGAGCAAUUCGCGAGCAUCAGCCAAUCUGUACAGGAUUUCCAGCUGCGCACGAGUCAACUCUGGCAGCAGGCAUCUGCAAUUGAGCAGUCCAUUCAGCAGCAACAACAGCAGAUGCUCGUCGAGUCCGGUCCUCUCACCCCCGAAGGCAACUUGCCAGGCACCAAUCCUUUGCCUGAGACCAGUGGUCCGUCGUUCAACGUAUCUACGUCCACUGCACCUAGCGCUCGAUCUCUGUUGGGGGGUCUCGGCUUUCCUGCGAGGUCUAGUCCACUGCAGAUUUCGUCUUCGCCAGUGCACGAAAUGCCGUCAAAUCCAACUAGCCCAUCGCAAGACCUUCCCUUCCUCCCACAGUUUCCAACCUCUCCCGUCGGCAACGUGGGCUCAUACUUCGGGUCGGACAUCAACCACCGAGAUCGUUCGUUCUCCAACCGCUCUACUCGCAGCAGCCAAUACGGCUCUGACUUCUUGGACGCGAACCGCUUGCCACCUCUCCAGCUUGAUCUGGCCGAAUUACUUGGUGAAACCAAGCCUCGCCCUGGGUCCGAUGGAAAUGGUUUCCUGCAUCAAGGUGGCCGUCCGGUUUUGAGCCCUUUCCAGCGAGCAUUAAGUCGAGGUAGUGGCACUGGUAGUGGCAGUGGUGGUAGUGGCAGUGGAACUGGCAGUCCGCAUUCGUCGCGAGACUAG
This is a messenger RNA of Penicillium verrucosum, 2949 nucleotides long. RefSeq lists its product as uncharacterized. The coding region runs from base 1 to 2949 and encodes 982 amino acids. The record is from RefSeq and is a predicted model, not a curated record. NCBI's taxonomy places the organism in Eukaryota, Fungi, Ascomycota, Eurotiomycetes, Eurotiales, Aspergillaceae. The transcript is spliced from 3 exons.